CAAACAGCUUCCAUCCGCUAAUAUUUCGCUUCUCCGGUACACUUCGAUCAUUCGACGACCAUCAUGCCUUCGUUCACCUACCUCACCGCGGCCCUUGCCCUCACCAGCUCGGUCGUUGCUUCCCCAGUCGAGAAGCGUGAUGCUUUCGAAGUAAAGCAGGUUGCGCACGGCCUCCACCGCAAGAAUGGCCCCGCCCAGAUCGCCAAGACCCUCCGCAAAUACGGAAAGGCUGUUCCUGCGCACAUCCAAGCGGCUGCGGACAACAACGCAGUUGUCCAGGCUGAUGCCAACACUGGCAGCGACCCAGCUGUUCCCAGUGACCAGUACGACUCUUCUUACCUGAGCCCCGUGACUGUCGGAACCAGCACUGUCCAUCUCGAUUUCGACACUGGAAGUGCCGAUCUAUGGGUCUUCUCUGAUCUUCAGGCCAAGUCCUCGCUCUCUGGCCAUGACUACUACAAGACCGAUGCCUCCAAGCGCAAGUCGGGCUACACCUGGAAGAUCUCUUACGGCGAUGGAUCUGGUGCAAGUGGCCAGGUCUACACUGACAAGGUCACCGUCGGCCAAGUCACCGCGACGGCACAGGCUGUUGAGGCUGCCACCUCUGUCUCCGCCCAGUUCUCGCAGGAUGUUGACACCGAUGGUCUUCUUGGUCUCGCCAUGAGCUCCAUCAACACCGUCAAGCCUCAGCAGCAGACGACCUGGUUCGACACCGUCAAGAGCCAGCUCGCUAAGCCUCUAUUCGCCGUGACCCUCAAGUAUCACGCUGCCGGUACCUACGACUUCGGCUACAUCGACAGCGCAAAGUACACCGGCGCCAUCACCUACGUCAACGCCGACGCAUCCCAGGGAUUCUGGGGCUUCACAGCAUCCGGCUACUCGGUCGGUACCGGCGCCACCGUCUCCUCCAGCAUCAGCGGCAUCCUCGACACUGGCACAACCCUCAUGUACGUCCCCGCCGCCACUGCCAAAGCCUACUACGCCAAAGUUUCCGGCGCAAAGCUCGACUCCACCCAGGGCGGCUACGUCUUCCCAUGCUCGGCUACCCUGCCCAACUUCAGCAUCACCGUCGCCGGCGUCAAGCAGACCGUGCCCGGCAAGUACAUCAACUACGCACCCAUCACCGACGGCUCCAGCACCUGCUUCGGCGGCAUGCAGCCCGACACCGACAUCGGCCAGAGCAUCUUCGGUGACAUCUUCCUCAAGAGCAAGUACAUUGUUCACGACAUGUCCAACGGCACUCCCAGGCUCGGCUUCGCCCAGCAAGCUGGUGUGUCAUCGUAA
This is a messenger RNA of Parastagonospora nodorum SN15, 1284 nucleotides long. RefSeq lists its product as hypothetical. The transcript is spliced from 3 exons. Lineage: Eukaryota; Fungi; Ascomycota; Dothideomycetes; Pleosporales; Phaeosphaeriaceae. Gene Ontology annotation, biological process: proteolysis. Gene Ontology annotation, molecular function: aspartic-type endopeptidase activity. The coding region runs from base 64 to 1284 and encodes 406 amino acids. The record is from RefSeq and is a predicted model, not a curated record.